Mesorhabditis belari is the source of this 591-nucleotide messenger RNA. NCBI's taxonomy places the organism in Eukaryota, Metazoa, Nematoda, Chromadorea, Rhabditida, Rhabditidae. The record is from the annotation of a GenBank genome assembly.
AUGAGCGAUGAGGCGAGCACUUCAACAAGCAUCACGGAGACGCCCAAAAAAUUACCGAAAACGAAUUACGUCGCGAAUCUACAAUACGUUACCACAGGUGCAGCCGUUUUGUUCUUUUUUCGAGCCUUCAAUCGUACGAUCAGUCAUCAAAAAAGAGGCCAAGUACUCGUCGGGUCUGCGGUGUGCACUUAUCUGUCGAUUGCAAACGAGUUCGGAAUGCCUCCCAAAAAGCCUGCGGCUAAAGGAAACGCGAAAGGAAGCGGUGGUGGUGAAGAAAAGGAAAAGAAAGAGGCCAAAGGAGGGACAUCAGUUAAAGUUCGCCAUAUUUUAUGUGAAAAACAGGGAAAAGCUCUCGAAGCUUUAGAGAAACUAAAAGCUGGAGGUAAAUUCAACGAGGUGGCAGCUCAAUACAGCGAAGACAAAGCUCGAUCUGGGGGUGAUCUUGGUUGGAUGACGAGAGGCAGCAUGGUUGGAGAAUUUCAGGACGCUGCCUUUGCUUUAUCGAAGAGCACACCUGACAAGCCAAUCUACACAGACCCGCCAGUAAAAACGAAGUUUGGCUACCAUAUCAUCAUGGUCGAAGGAAAGAAG